AUGUUUAAAGGAUCGAAAGAGGGAAGAACGAUGAAAUGGGUUACAUUGCUUAAAGACUUCAAAGAGAAGGUUGGAAUCACUCAAUCUUCGCCACCGGCUUUAACUGCUUCUUCUUCUGCUCAACCUUCAUCUUCUUCUCGUGAAAACAAUGCCUUCUCAGCUUCGCAAGUCUCUUCUUCAUCUCCUACCAGGGACAGACAUGAGCUGGAAUUGGAUUUCAAGAGAUUCUGGGAAGAGUUUAGGUCAUCCAGCUCUGAGAAGGAAAAAGAAGCGGCCUUGAAUUGGAGUAUAGAUUCUUUUUGUAGAUUAGUAAAGCAGCAGGCUAAUGUAGCUCAAUUAGUUACCAUGUUAGUUGAAACACAUAUAUUCUCUUUUGUUGUGGGACGAGCAUUUGUAACAGAUAUAGAGAAGUUAAAAAUCAGCAGCAAAACAAGAUCUUUGGAUGUUGCUAAAGUUUUAAAGUUUUUCUCUGAAGUCACAAAGGAUGGCAUCAGUCCAGGAGCAAAUUUAUUAACGUCAGUGGGAAUCCUUGUAUCUGGGCCUAUUGACAAGCAAUCUCUACUUGACUCUGGAAUAUUUUGCUGUCUCAUUCAUGUUCUCAAUGCCCUUCUCGAUCCUGACGUGACCAUUCAAAGGCCAAAUAAUGCUACCGAUCAUGAAGAACAUUUGGUUUUACAAAAAGAAUAUAAUGGUGAUAUUGGGCAUAACCGGCGGCUUGAGAUAGAGGGAAGUGUAGUGCAUAUCAUGAAAGCACUAGCAAGCCAUCCAUCAGCAGCUCAGAGUUUGAUAGAGGAUGAUUCACUUCAGUUGCUUUUUCAAAUGGUUGCCAAGGGGUCUUUGAUUGUGUUCUUACGUUAUAAGGAAGGACUUAUUCCUUUGCACAGCAUUCAACUUCAUAGACAUGCUAUGCAGAUACUUGGUCUUCUUUUGGCUAAUGACAAUGGAAGCACAGCCAAAUACAUCCGCAGGCAUCUCCUGAUAAAAGUUCUUUUACUGGCUGUGAAAGAUUUUGAUCCUGAUUGUGGAGAUUCUGCUUAUACUGUAGGCAUUGUUGACUUGUUACUCAAGUGUGUUGAAUUGUCAUAUAGAUCUGAGGCUGGUACAGUCAGAUUGCGAGAGGAUAUACAUAAUGCCCAUGGAUAUCAAUUCCUUGUUCAAUUUGCACUAACUCUUUCAAACAUGACAGAAAGUCAGGGCUUUCAAUCCAUUCCUUCUGAUGAUGACAAAAAUGUUACUCCAGAUGAGUCCCAAAAUAGCAGAGAACAAAGUUUCAAUGAACAAGAAAAGUCUUCCAUUCAAUAUCUCUCACCAACUCUGUCUAGGUUGCUAGAUGUUCUUGUUAGUCUAGCUCAAACUGGGUUGAUGGAGUCUCCACCUACUUAUGGCGGUAAGGGUUCUAAACCUUCUCAGAGCAAGGGUGGUGGUCAUAUCAAAAGUCGUACCUUAUCUAGUGACUGGCUUGGUGAUGAAUUAUGGGAGAAGGACAAUGAUAAAAUUAAGGACCUCGAAGCAGUCCAGAUGUUGCAAGAUAUUCUCCUUAAAGCCAGUAACCAGGAGUUGCAGGCCGAAGUACUAAAUAGAUUGUUCAAAAUUUUUUCAGGUCAUUUAGAUAACUACAAGUUGUGUCAACAAUUACGUACUGUUCCACUUUUAAUCCUAAAUAUGGCUGGUUUUCCUUCUUCUUUGCAAGAGAUAAUCUUGAAAAUUCUCGAGUAUGCUGUGACUGUAGUAAAUUGUGUUCCCGAGCAAGAGUUACUGUCACUUUGUUGCUUAUUGCAGCAACCAAUAACAUCAGAGUUGAAGCAGACAAUACUUUCUUUCUUUGUAAAACUCUUGUCUUUUGACCAACAGUACAAGAAAGUUCUGCGAGAAGUUGGUGUUUUGGAAGUUAUGUUAGAUGAUCUGAAGCAACACAGGAUUUUAGGUCCAGAUCAACAGAAUGUUAACUUCAACCAGCUAGAGAGGAAAAGUAGCUCAAGUAGCUUUAAGAAGCAUAUGGGCAAUAGGGAUGUUAUUAUUACUUCUCCCAAGCUUAUGGAAUCUGGUUCAGGGAAGUUUCCUAUUUUUGAUGUUGAAGCUACAAUUGCUAUUGCCUGGGACUGCAUGGUAUCUUUGUUGAAGAAAACUGAGGCCAAUCAAGCUUCAUUCCGCUCCGCUACUGGUGUGACUACCGUGCUGCCUUUUUUGGUGUCUGAUAUACAUCGUCCAGGGGUUCUCAGGACAUUGUCAUGUCUUAUAAUUGAAGAUACCUCACAGGCCCAUCCUGAAGAAUUAGGUGUUUUGGUUGAAAUUUUGAAAAGUGGAAUGGUAACCAGUGCAUCUGGAUCCCAGUACCGGCUUUCCCUUGAUGCAAAAUGUGACACUAUGGGAGCACUGUGGCGUAUCCUGGGAGUUAAUAGCUCUGCUCAGAAGGUUUUUGGUGAAGCCACUGGUUUUUCUCUAUUGCUUACGACACUCCAUGGGUUCCAAAGUGAUGAAGACUUGGACCAAUCCUCAUUGAAUUUUUACACAAAGGUUUUUACCUAUUUAUUGCGCGUUGUAACUGCUGGAGUGUCUGACAAUGCUGUUAAUAGAAUGAAACUGCAUGCAAUUAUAUCGUCACAAACUUUCUUUGAUCUUCUGUGUGAGUCUGGCCUACUUUGUGUGGAGCAUGAAAAAGAAGUCAUCCAGUUGAUGUUAGAACUUGCUCUUGAAAUAGUGAUUCCGCCUUUCUUAGCAUCAGAAGGUUUGACAAAAUCAAACGCAAUUGAGAACGAGUCUUCUCAGAAUCUUUUAUUGACUCCGUCAGGUCCAGUUAAUCCUGAUAAAGAGCGAGUUUACAAUGCUGGCCCUAUUAAGAUUCUGAUUCGUUCAUUAUUGAUGUUCACUCCUAUGGUGCAGUUAAAUUUUUUAGACUUAAUUGAAAAGUUGGCUCGUGCUGGCCCCUUUAAUCUGGAAAGCCUCACUUCAACAGGUUGCGUGGAACUUUUGCUGGAUACAAUCCACCCUUUUCUUUCGGGUUCAUCUUCCUUACUCUCUCGUGCAUUGAAGAUUGUAGAAGUUCUUGGUUCUUACAGGCUAUCUGCAUCUGAACUUCGUACGCUCAUUAGAUAUGUUAUACAAAUGAGGAUGAAAAAUUCUGGUCAUAUAAUUGUUGAAAUGAUGGAAAAAUUAAUUCUGAUGCAAGACAUGUCCUCAGAGAAUAUUUCUCUAGCACCAUUUAUUGAGAUGGAUAUGAGCAAGAUUGGGCAUGCUGCCAUUCAGGUUUCGUUGGGUGAAAGAUCAUGGCCUCCAGCUGCUGGUUAUUCAUUUGUUUGUUGGUUCCAGUUUCAAAAUUUUUUGAAAUCACCAUCCAAAGAUACUGACCCUUCUAAAGCUGUCCCUUCCAAGAAGCGCUUUGGCCCCAAUGGACUACAGGAGCGACAUGUCUUAAGGAUUUUUUCUGUUGGUGCUACUAACAACGAUGAAGCAACCUAUGCUGAACUUUAUCUCCAGGAGGAUGGCGUUUUAACUCUUGCAACCAGUAACUCUUCCUGCUUAUCAUUUUCUGGUUUAGAACUUGAAGAAGGAAGGUGGCAUCACCUUGCAAUCAUUCACAGCAAGCCAAAUGCUCUUGCUGGGCUGUUUCAAGCUAGUGUUGCAUAUGUUUAUCUAAAUGGGAAGUUAAGGCACACUGGGAAGUUAGGAUACUCGCCCUCCCCACCUGGUAAACCAUUGCAAGUCACUAUUGGAACAUCAGUUGGCAGUGCGAGAGUUAGUGACUUAGCAUGGAAACUACGCUCUUGCUAUCUUUUUGAGGAAGUGCUUACACCUGGCUGUAUUUGUUUUAUGUAUAUACUUGGUAGAGGAUACAGAGGGCUCUUUCAGGAUACUGAUCUUCUACAAUUUGUACCUAACCAGGCCUGUGGUGGUGGUAGUAUGGCCAUAUUAGAUUCUUUAGAUGCUGAUUUGACUUUGGUUGCUAAUGGUCAGAGAGUGGAUACUAUUAGCAAGCAGGGAGACCUAAGGGCAGAUGGAAGUGGAAUUGUUUGGGAUUUGGAGAGACUUGGAAACCUUUCUUUACAGCUUUCAGGGAAGAAACUCAUUUUUGCAUUUGAUGGAACUUCUACAGAAUUUAUUCGAUCUUCAGGUAGUUUUUCAGUGCUCAAUUUGGUUGAUCCUACGUCAGCUGCUGCGUCUCCUAUUGGAGGUAUUCCACGUUUUGGACGACUCUGCGGAGAUGCUUACAUCUGCAAGCAAGAUGUAAUUGGAGAGACUAUCCGUCCUAUUGGUGGGAUGGAACUUGUCCUCGCUCUUGUUGAAGCUGCUGAAACUAGGGAUAUGCUGCAUAUGGCUUUGAUUUUACUUGCCUGUGCUCUUCACCAAAAUCAUCAAAAUCUUAAGGACAUGCAAACAUAUAGGGGAUACCACCUGCUUGCUCUUUUUUUGCGUCGUAGAAUGUCAUUAUUCGACAUGCAAUCUCUUGAGAUAUUCUUUCAGAUUGCUGCAUGUGAAGCUUCAUUUUCUGAACCCAAAAAGUUGGAAACUACCCAGGCUAACAUGUCUCCUGGUGCAUCACUGCAGGAAGCCAAUCUCGAGGAUAGUUUUUUGUCGAAGUUUCAGGAUGAGAAUUCUUCAAUUGGGUCUCAUGGAGACAUGGAUGAUUUUUCCGUACCAAAAGAUUCGUUUAGUCACAUUUCAGAGCUAGAAAAUACUGAUAUUGCUGCAGAAACUUCAAAUUGCAUUGUCUUGUCAAAUGCGGACAUGGUUGAACAUGUCUUGUUGGAUUGGACAUUGUGGGUAACGGCCUCAGUUUCAAUCCAAAUUGCAUUACUUGGUUUUCUUGAAAACUUAGUGUCUAUGCACUGGUACAGAAAUCAUAACCUUACAAUUUUGCGGCGAAUCAACCUUGUUCAACAUUUACUAGUUACAUUGCAAAGGGGUGAUGUUGAAGUUCCUGUCCUUGAAAAAUUGGUUGUGUUGCUUGGAGUCAUUUUGGAAGAUGGGUUUCUAUCUUCUGAGCUUGAAAAUGUGGUUAGAUUUGUGAUAAUGACAUUUGAUCCACCAGGGUUGGCUCCACAACGUCCAAUUAUGAGAGAAUCAAUGGGAAAACAUGUGAUUGUUAGAAAUAUGUUACUAGAGAUGCUAAUUGAUCUACAAGUCACAAUUAAAUCAGAAGAGUUGCUUGAGCAGUGGCAUAAAGUUGUUUCUUCCAAGUUAAUUACAUAUUUUCUUGAUGAAGGAGUUCACCCCACAAGUAUGAGAUGGGUCAUGACUUUACUUGGCGUAUGUCUUACUUCCUCUCCAACAUUUGCACUUAAAUUUCGAACUGGUGGAGGUUAUCAAGGUUUGGUUCGCGUGCUCCCCAGUUUCUAUGAUUCCCCAGAUAUCUAUUAUAUUUUGUUCUGUUUGAUAUUUGGCAAGCCAGUUUAUCCUAGGUUACCAGAGGUCCGAAUGCUGGACUUUCAUGCUCUUAUGCCAAAUGAUGGAAAUUAUACCGAACUUAAAUUUGUAGAAUUGUUGGAUUCUGUGGUUGCUAUGGCAAAAACUACUUUUGAUAGAGUAAGCAUGCAGUCAAUGCUUGCCCACCAAACUGGCAAUCUUUCACAGGCUGGUGCAAGCCUUGUGGCUGAGCUUAUAGACGGAAAUUCAGACAUGGCUGGUGAGCUUCAAGGAGAAGCUCUUAUGCACAAGACCUAUGCUGCUCGUCUUAUGGGUGGAGAGGCAUCGGCUCCUGCUGCUGCAACUUCUGUUCUACGAUUCAUGGUUGAUCUGGCUAAGAUGUGCCCCCUUUUUACUGCUGUUUGUAGGCGUCCAGAAUUUCUUGAAAGCUGCAUUGACUUGUAUUUUUCUUGUGCAAGGGCUGCACAUGCUGUUAAAAUAGCCAAAGAACUCUCUGCAGUGACGGAAGAAAAAACCUUGAAUGAUGGCGAUGAUACCAGCAGUUCCCAAAAUACAUUUUCUAGCUUGCCUCUGGAUCAGGAUCAGUCUGUCAAAACCUCUAUUAGUGUCGGUAGCUUUCGUCAAGGGCAGGUAAGUUCAAGUUCUGAUGAUAUGGCUGCACCAGCAAACUCUAUGGUUGGUGAGAAAUCAGACAAUGUUACAGUAACAAAGCCAGAGUCAAAUGUUACUGUAACCGAGCCAGAAUCAAAUAAAUCUCUUCAUGAAGACACACAAACUGUUCAAAGCUUGGAUGGUGAUAUUGCUGACCAGGGCUCUGUCUCUUCCAGUGCACAUGAGUUUAGCUUUCACAGUAGCAAAGGAAAUUUAGACAUUCACAUGCCAACAUAUUCCCAGAGUUCUGCAUCUCUUGCUGCUCUGGAUUCUCCUGUUUUUUCGGAAAAAUCCAGUUCUAAAAUUCCUGUUACACCUUCUUCAUCACCAGUUCUUGCGUUGACAUCUUGGCUGGGAAGCUCAAGCCAUAACGAAGCAAAAUCUCCCGUAACUCCUACUCCUUCCUUCAGUUCUUCUAUGUCGGCUGUGGAAUUUGAUUCAACUUCAAACCCAAAGUCUAACUUUCAAGAGGCAUCUUCUGCAAAUUCUUACUUUACAGUAACCUCGAAGCUGCUUUUGGAUAUAAAUGAUUCUGGAUAUGGUGGUGGUCCUUGCUCUGCAGGAGCUACUGCUGUAUUAGAUUUCAUAGCAGAAGUCCUUUCUGAAUUUGUGACAGAACAGGUGAAAGCAUCACAGCUUAUAGAGAACAUCUUGGAAAGUGUUCCUCUAUAUAUCGAUAGUGAAUCUGUGUUGGUUUUCCAAGGACUGUGUCUUGGGAGGUUUAUAAACUUCCUUGAGAGGCGACUGCUGCGCGACGAUGAAGAAGAUGAGAAAAAGUUGGAUAAGAUUCGUUGGUCGUCAAAUUUGGAUGCUUUGUGCUGGCUGAUAGUGGAUCGGGUAUACAUGGGUGCUUUUCCUCAACCUUCAGGGGUACUGAAAACUCUUGAGUUUUUGUUGUCGAUGUUGCAAUUGGCAAACAAAGAUGGUAGAAUUGAAGAAGCUGCUCCUGCUGGAAAGAGGCUCUUGUCAAUUGCAAGAGGAAUUAGUAUAGGGGAGGAUGAUCUCCUUUCACGGUUGGGUUUUCUCGUGGAACCAAAAAAGAGACUAUCCUCAACUUCUUCUCAAGAUGAUUCAGGGAUUGAUAUAUACACUGUCUUGCAGUUAUUGGUUGCUCAUAAAAGAAUAAUAUUCUGUCCCAGCAAUGCCGAUACAGAUCUUAACUGCUGUCUAUGUGUGAAUCUAGUAUCUCUUCUAUGUGAUAAAAGACAUAAUGUACAGAAUAUUGCUAUAGAUGUGUUCAAGUAUCUUCUGGUACAUAGGAGGGCUGCAUUAGAAGAUUUGCUCGUUUCCAAACCUAAUCAAGGGAAGCAAAUUGAUGUACUUCAUGGUGGUUUUGAUAAAUUAUUGACUAGAAGUUUGUCAGAGUUUUCUGAGUGGUAUCAGACUACUGAACAGAUUGUGAAUAAGGUAUUGGAGCAGUGUGCUUGCAUCAUGUGGGUACAGUAUAUUGCAGGAUCAGCAAAGUUUCCAGGAGUAAGAAUCAAAGGGAUAGAAGGUCGGCGAAAGAAGGAAAUGGGAAAAAAAACUCGAGAAGCUGCAAAAUUAGAUUUAAGGCACUGGGAGCAGGUAAAUGAGCGAAGAUAUGCACUGGAUUUAGUUCGUGAUGCAAUGUCCACCGAGUUGAGAGUUGUUAGGCAGGAUAAGUAUGGAUGGAUUCUGCAUGCUGAGAGUGAGUGGCAAUGCCAUCUUCAGCAACUUGUGCAUGAACGAGGGAUAUUCCCACUAAGUAAAUCCUCUUUGACUGAAGAGCCAGAAUGGCAGCUUUGUCCAAUUGAAGGUCCGUAUCGAAUGCGGAAAAAACUUGAAUGCUGUAGACUUAAAAUUGACACCAUACAAAAUAUUCUUGAUGGACAGUUUGAAUUGGAGAUACCAGAGUUGUCGAAAGGAAAAGUUGACCAUGGUCCUGAUGCAUCCGAUUCAAAACCUUAUUUUUCACUGUUGACUGAUGGUGCCAAACAGAAUAGCUCUGACAGUGAGCUGUUUGAACCUUUCUUUGAAGAUACGUUGGAUAGUGUUAAAGAUGCAGUUUCUGAGAAGAAUGAGUGGAAUGAAGACAAAGCUAGUAGCAUGAAUGCAAGUCUGCAUUCUGCACUUGAGCAUGGUGCUAAGUCUAGUACAAUGUCAGUUCCAAUAGGAGAAAGCACACUAGGAAGAUCUGAUAUGGGAUCUCCAAGACAAUCUUCUUCUGUUAAAGUUGAUGAUCUUAAAAUUGCCGAUGAUAGGUCUGAUAAAGAACUGUAUGAUAAUGGUGAAUACUUAAUCAGACCUUUUCUGGAACCUUCGGAGAAAAUAAGAUUUAAAUAUAACUGUGAACGAGUUGUGGGUCUCGACAAACAUGAUGGUAUAUUCCUGAUAGGUGAAUUCUGUUUGUAUGUGAUUGAAAACUUUUAUAUUGAUGACUCUGGUUGCUUUUGGGAGAAAGAAUGUGAAGAUGAACUCUCAGUCAUUGAUCAGGCUUUGGGUGUCAAGAAAGAUCUUAGUGGCAGUUUAGAUUUUCAAUCCAAAUCAACUUUGUCAUGGAGCACAACAGCUAAAUCAUUGGUUGGGGGAAGGGCAUGGGCCUACAGUGGCGGUGCAUGGGGAAAGGAAAAAUUACAAACCAGUGGAAACUUACCUCAUCCUUGGCGCAUGUGGAAGCUUGAUAGUGUUCAUGAGAUUUUGAAGCGUGAUUACCAACUUCGUCCUGUUGCUGUUGAAAUAUUUAGCAUGGAUGGAUGUAAUGAUCUUUUGGUCUUCCAUAAAAAAGAGAGGGAAGAAGUUUUUAAAAAUCUAGUUGCCAUGAAUCUUCCACGGAAUAGCAUGCUGGACACAACUAUUUCCGGAUCAUCAAAACAAGAAAGCAAUGAGGGCAGCCGUCUCUUCAAAGUAAUGGCAAAAUCCUUUUCAAAGAGGUGGCAAAGUGGAGAAAUAAGCAACUUCCAAUACCUUAUGCAUCUCAACACCUUGGCAGGACGUGGAUAUAGUGAUCUUACCCAAUAUCCAGUCUUUCCAUGGGUCCUUGCGGAUUAUGAGAGUGAAAAUCUUGAUUUGUCUGACCCAAAAACAUUCCGCAGGCUCGAUAAACCAAUGGGUUGUCAGACACCUGAAGGAGAAGAGGAAUUUAAAAAAAGAUAUGAUAGCUGGGAUGAUCCAGAGGUUCCAAAGUUUCAUUAUGGAUCUCAUUAUUCUAGUGCUGGAAUUGUUUUAUUCUAUCUCCUCCGUCUGCCCCCAUUCAGUUCAGAGAAUCAAAAGCUUCAGGGUGGCCAGUUUGACCAUGCUGAUCGCCUUUUCAAUAGUGUAAGGGAUACUUGGUUAAGUGCUGCUGGGAAGGGAAACACAUCUGAUGUGAAGGAACUAAUUCCAGAAUUUUUUUAUAUGCCCGAGUUCUUGGAGAAUCAAUUCAAUCUUGACUUGGGAGAAAAACAGUCUGGCGAGAAGGUUGGGGAUGUUUUCCUACCUCCCUGGGCAAAAGGUAGCGCUCGAGAGUUCAUCAAUAAGCACAGGGAAGCUCUUGAAUCUGAUUUUGUCUCAGAAAAUUUGCACCACUGGAUAGACCUCAUUUUUGGAUAUAAGCAGAGAGGGAAGGCUGCCGAGGAAUCAGUCAAUGUGUUCUAUCAUUAUACAUAUGAGGGGAGUGUAGACAUAGACUCAGUUACAGAUCCUGCCAUGAAAGCAUCCAUUUUAGCACAAAUUAAUCAUUUUGGGCAGACACCAAAGCAACUGUUUCUCAAAGCACACGUGAAAAGGAAAAUUGAGAGAAAACUUCCUCCUCAUCCCCUUAAACAUUCCAGUCAUCUUGUUCCACAUGAGAUCCGCAAAAGUUCUUCACCUAUCACUCAAAUCGUCGCUCUCAAUGAUAAAAUUCUCAUAGCAGGAACUAACAAUUUACUUAAACCAAGAACAUAUACCAAAUAUGUUGCUUGGGGUUUCCCUGACUGUAGCCUUAGAUUUUUGAGCUAUGAACAAGAUAGACUUAUUUCCACACAUGAAAAUUUACAUGGAGGUAAUCAAAUUCAGUGUGCUAGUGUUAGCCAUGAUGGUCAGAUUCUGGUUACUGGGGCAGAUGAUGGGCUUGUUAAUGUUUGGAGAGUUAGUAAGUUUGGGCCUCGUGCCUUGCGGCGCUUGAAGUUGGAGAAGCCACUUUGUGGGCACACAGCCAAAAUCACUUGCCUUCAAGUAUGCCAGCCUUACAUGCUUAUUGUGAGUGGAUCAGAUGAUUGUACAGUUAUUAUAUGGGAUCUCAGCUCGAUGGCAUUUGUACGGCAACUCCCAGAAUUCCCAGCACCGAUUUCAGCAGUUUUUGUUAAUGACUUGACUGGAGAGAUUGUUACAGCAGCUGGUAUUCUUCUGGCAGUUUGGAGCAUCAAUGGGGACUGCCUGUCAAUGAUCAACACAUCACAACUGCCAUCUGAUUCUAUUCUCUCAGUGACAAGCAGUACAUUUUCUGAUUGGCAGGAAACAAAGUGGUACGCAACUGGUCAUCAGAGUGGUUCUGUCAAAGUUUGGCAAAUGGUGCACUUCUCUGACCCAGAUAGCUCCCUCAGCAAAUCAGGUUCUAGUGGGUUCAGAGCGUUAAAUCUUGGUUCAAAAGAACCAGAAUACAGAUUGAUCCUACGCAAGGUACUCAAGUUCCAUAAGCAUCCGGUUACCGCCCUUUAUCUCUCAACUGAUCUGAAACAGCUAUUAAGCGGGGAUGGAGAAGGGCACUUGCUUUCCUGGACACUACCUGAUGAGAGUCUGCGAGGUUCGCUAAAUCAGGGGUGA
This is a messenger RNA of Lathyrus sativus (Indian pea), 10755 nucleotides long. The record is from the annotation of a GenBank genome assembly. NCBI's taxonomy places the organism in Eukaryota, Viridiplantae, Streptophyta, Magnoliopsida, Fabales, Fabaceae.